Closterium sp. NIES-65 is the source of this 3501-nucleotide messenger RNA. The record is from the annotation of a GenBank genome assembly. NCBI's taxonomy places the organism in Eukaryota, Viridiplantae, Streptophyta, Zygnematophyceae, Desmidiales, Closteriaceae.
AUGGCCACUUUCCACGUUGGCUGUCCGCUCACGCUGAGGCCCAUAUGUCGCUGCUCUCUCGGGUCUGUCGGACCACUGGCUGCCUGCCACGUGGACGCGCAGACGGCUGUGUUGGCGUGGUCCCUGUGGGAGCGCGGGAAGCUUGGGGUGGCGGGGGGGACGAGGACGGGGGGAGGGGGGGGGACGGCGGAAGGGGAUGCGGAAGAGGGUGCUGCUGCUGUAACGGACGCUGCUGUGUCGAAUGAUGCUAUAACGGAUGAUGCUGUAACGAGCGGGUUGCUGUACAAUGGAAUGGCUCUUCUUCCCCACCCAUCCCUCGUCCUCACCUCUCCCCUCGUCCCCACCCUCAUCCCCACCUCUCCCGUGGACCCCACCUCUCAUCUUAUCCCCACCUCUCCCCUCAUCCCAACGUCUCCCGGCAUUCCCGGCUGUCCCCUCCAUGCAGACGGCGGGGUGAUCGAUCAACCAUUCCUGCAAGCCACACAAGCUCCUGCCGCUGGUUACCACGCGACUGGUUACACGCCUGGCUUGGAGUGGGGCAGUGGGGGGGAGGCAGUGUGGGGGCACUCUGCCUUCGGUGGCCAGGCACCCGUUGAACCUCACCCUCUAGGCUCUGCACCACACCACGGGCUGGAUCACCCACACGGACUCCUUCACUCUGCAGUAGCAGCGGCAGGGGACGCCAUUCCCAAGCCUAGAAUCCCGGGCCCCAGGCGUCCUCCCAAGCCUAAGAUUUCCGGUGCUGCUGCUGGCGCUGCUGCUGGUGCUAGUGAUACUGGUGAUGGUGCCGGUGCUGGUGGUGGUGGUGGUGCUGCUGGUACCGCUGGUGGUGGUGGUGGUGGUGGUGGUGGUGGUGGUGGUGGUGGUGGUGGUGGUGGUGGUGGUGGUGGUGGUGGUGGUGGUGGUGGUGGUGGUGGUGGUGGUGGUGGUGGUGGUGGCGGUGGUGGUGGUGGUGGUGGUGGUGGUGGUGGUGGUGGUGGUGGUGGUGGUGGUGGUGGUGGUGGUGGUGGUGGUGGUGGUGGUGGUGGUGGUGGUGGCGGCGGUGGUGGUGGUGGUGGUGGUGGUGGUGGUGGUGGUGGUGGUGGUGGUGGUGGUGGUGGUGGUGGUGGUGGUGGUGGUGGUGGUGGUGGUGGUGGUGGUGGUGGUGGUGGUGGUGGUGGUGGUGGUGGUGGUGGUGGUGGUAGCAUUGUCCGUGCCGGCCACAAGGCAGUGCGUGGGGAGGGGCAGCCCAGCAGGGCAAUGGCGGCGAGCGGGGCGCAUGAAGGCCAUGGAGAGGGUGGUGCUGGUGGGGAGGAUGAUGGGGGAGCAGGUGCUGUGGGUGGGCCAGGAGAGAAGGUCGGAGUGAAGGUGAAGUUAAAGCGUAGAGUGAAAGUGAAGCUUCCUGAAGGGAAGAAGGUAGUAGGUGUGAGUGAAGGUGGGCAUGGCGAGAAGGGAAUGGAUGGUGAAGCUGCGAUAAGACGGACGGGAGGGCAGGCAGGAGGGGAAGAGGAUGGAGGGGAGCGGAAGGAGGGAGAAAAGAAAGAAAAGGAAGGGGAUAGAAAGGAGGGAGGAAACAAAGAAACUAAAGCGGAAGGAGGCGAGAGUGGGAAGGGGGACAAGAGGAAAGAGAGAGGGGAGGGAGGGUUGGCAGGGGGUAAGGCGGAGGAAGCAAAUAAACGGGAGAGGGAGGAGAAGGUGAAGGGUCCGAGGAGAGAGGAGGGGGAAGAGGAGGGGGGAGAGGGAGGGAGAGGAGGAAAGAGCGAGAAAAAGGGAGAGGAUGAGAAGGGAAGCAGGCAGGCAGAGGGAGAAAGACGGGGGCUAGUGAAAGCUGUAGGGGUUGAUGCUGGGAAGGUUGCACCUGAUGAGACGCUGACAGCAGCACGCAAGGACAAGGCGCGUCUGGCUGCUGGGGAGGGGCGAGAAACAGUUGGAAGGGGUGACAACGACGGAGAGAAGGGCAGAGGAAAGAAUAGUGCAGAGAAUGUUGGAGAAGUGAAGGAUGGAGGAAAAGAGUCCGGGGAGGCAGAGGAUGGGGAGACCGCUAAGGGGGGAGAGAGGCCAGGGGGAGAUAGGGUGGGAGGAGGGGGAAGGGAGGAUGGGGUUGGUGAGAGAGAGAGGGAACGUCAUAAGGAGGGGAAAAGGAGGAAGAAACGUGAGCGGGAGAGAGGUGAGUUGGUGGGGAAGAGAGGGGAGAGAGUGAGAGCGGGAGAGGGGGAGCAGACGGAUGGAAAGCAUAGUGCUGUGGCAGAGAGGCAUGUGGCAGAGAGGCAUGUGGCUGAAGGCGACGAGGAGGGCGCGAGGGAAGAGGGGGCAGUGGGUGCAGUGGUGAGCGAGGGAGUAGAUGCAGGAGGAGAGGGCUCUCAGGGGGAGACGGGUGAGAUGGCGAGGGCGAGUAAGAUGGAGGGGAGGCGACAUGGGGGCAGGGAGAGGAAGAGGAGUGGUGAGGAGGUGGCGAGGAGGGAAAGGAGAGAGGGUGGGAGGGGUGACGAUCUGGAAGUGCAGGUGACAGAAGAGAAGAGAGGGAGAGAGAAGCGACAUGAGGAGAAGGGGAGAGAGAAGAGGGGAAGAGAAGAUGGUGUUGUGAGGAGGGGAGAAAAGGAUGAAAGAAAGAGGCGCGGGGAUGAUUGGGAGGAGGAUGCAAGGGAGGAGGAGGGUAAGGAGGACGAUGAGGAGCGCAGAAAAGGAGAGGGGGCAGAAAGGAUGUCAGCCAGAGCGAGAGCAAUGAGAGUGCAGGAGACGGCUGGAGAGGAGGGGAUGAAGCGGGUGGGUGGUGAUGAGACAGGCCGAUAUGAGCAUGAGGAGGAGGGAGAGAGAGGGGACACGGGAAGGGGAGCAGGGAUUUUAAGAGAGGACAAGGAGAGAGGGGAGAGAGGGAGAAGAGGGAGGAAGGGGAGGGAGGCGAGUGAGGGUGGGGAGGGGAGUGUGUGGUGCGGGCUGUGUGGGGGAGAGGAGGAGCAGGGCAGUGCAAAAGCUGCUCGCCUGGUGCCGUGCCCGCAGUGUGGUCGCAGCUUCCACCGCCACUGCCUGCUGGGGAUGGCUGACAACAGAGGCAAGCUGGACUGGCGGGACUGGGUGUGCCCGGGGUGCAUUCGCUGUGAGGCCUGCCAGCGCUACGGGGAGCCGUCGUCCAUCGUGUGCUGCUAUCGCUGUGACAGGGGCUACCAUGUGGCAUGCACUCAGCUGCACACCAAGUCGCCCUUCAAGGGUCCCUUCCUGUGUCCCAGCCACACGCAGUGCCACAGCUGCGGCUCCAAAGUGCCGGGCAGUGGCACGUCCUCGCGGUGGUUCUUCAACUACAUGCUGUGUGACGCCUGUGGCCGCCUCUUCGUCAAGAAGAAGCACUGCCCCGUCUGCCUCAGGGUGUAUCGGGACUCAGAGCCAACGCCAAUGGUGUGUUGUGACAAAUGCGAGCACUGGGUGCAUUGCGCAUGUGACAACAUCAGCGAUGAGCAGUACAUGCAGUAUCAGACGAACUCAGAGCUCUCCUAUACGUGCCCUGCCUGCCUGGGCCAUGCUCCUUGU